Messenger RNA from Dracunculus medinensis (Guinea worm), 1023 nucleotides. The record is from the annotation of a GenBank genome assembly. NCBI's taxonomy places the organism in Eukaryota, Metazoa, Nematoda, Chromadorea, Rhabditida, Dracunculidae.
AUGCCUCCAUCUAGUUCGGAUGGUUCAUUUAUAUCAAGUUCCAGUUCUGAUUAUGGUGAAUCCAGUGUAAGUUUUCGUGUUUUUAUACUGCAUAUUUUUUUUAAGGGUGGGAGGAGGUAUAUGGAAGAUAGAAUUCAAGUAGAAUGUGUGCAUCAUUCAGAUGGUUCAAUAGAUUAUUUAUUUGUUGGUGUUUUUGAUGGUCAUGGCGGUGCUGAGGCAAGUGAUCAUGUUCGCAAAAAUCUUUUACGCUAUAUCCAGUUGCAAGAAGGGUUCAAUGGGAGCGAUGAUGAAAUGAAAGAAGCUAUAAGGAUGGGAUAUAUACAGACUCAUCUGUCGAUGUUAGAUGUUAUUGAUGAUUGGUCAUAUACGAAUUCUGGUUACAAAAGUACGGCGGGCACCACAGCUACAUGUGCUUUUUUUCGCCGCGGAAAACUUUUCACUGGUCAUGUCGGUGAUUCAGUUAUUGUUGGCUGUUAUAAGAAAGUACAGUUCCAUUUCAAUUUUAUAUUUUACACAUUUUCAGAAAAUAUGAUCAUUGGGAAAGCUUUGACAGUAGAUCACAAACCUGAUAACAUAAUAGAGAAGGAUAGAAUAAUCAAAGCUGGGGGUAAAAUCAUGAAGAAAUCAGGUAUUCAUCGCGUCGUGUGGAAAAGGCCAUUGCAUGGGCAUAAUGGGCCAAUUCAGUCGUCUACACCUAUGGAACACGUCCCGUUUUUAGCUGUAGCUCGAGCUUUAGGUGAUUUAUGGUCUUAUAAUGCGGUUACAAAAAAAUAUAUUGUUAGUCCUGAACCCGACACCGAUAUUUAUUCUUUGGAGCCGGAUCUAAAAAGUGUGGUUCUUGGAUCGGAUGGCCUAAUCAAUGUCCUUCAACCUCAGCAGAUUGCACAUAUCGUCUUACAGCACGAUACAUUCAAUGGAACAAGGUCGCAAUAUGUCACUAAUCACUCGAUGUGGUUGCUUCAUUAUGCCCUUCAAGGAUGGAAAACUUUUCGGGCUGACAACAUUUCAAUUAUUACAGUAUAA